AAGCAAAAGGAAAUCUGAUCCAAGCAUUACUGGAUCAGUCAUCUACAAAGCCACACGAGGUUCAAUCACAUCCUGUACGCCAGGAGAUGUCACUUCUCUUGAACAAUCUGGAUGAAUGCGAAAGGUCUCUUGAGAACCAAAUCCAUAAGUCUCAGUACAUCAGAAGCUUUUUCAGACAUAUGGACACUUUAGCCAAAGUUAUCAUUCAAAGCAUAAAUACAGAACUUGGUAAGUAUGGGAAAUAUAUUGAACCUAAACCCUAA
Molecule: messenger RNA, 263 nt
Organism: Pelobates cultripes (western spadefoot toad)
Lineage: Eukaryota; Metazoa; Chordata; Amphibia; Anura; Pelobatidae
Source: the annotation of a GenBank genome assembly